AAUUCCAACCUUCUCCCUCUUUACUAAGACCUGCAAUCCAUAUCAAGUCUAAUGCUAGAAAGCCACUCCGAAACUAUGGCAAACUCUAUCACCACUUUCUCCCAUGGCACACCAGUUCCAGCCGAUGGAAAAUUCCACGUUGAUCCAUCGAACCCAAUGAACCAGAUCAAGUACCUUGAGACAUGGUAUCCGCCUGGCGUAUCAGAAAUGCUGUGGGGUGGCAAUACCUCACAGAUAGCACUGCUCCCGGAUGGGACUGUACUCAAGUAUAUCUGGGACAGGGACGAUCACCGCGCGAAGAACUGCCUCGAAAUCGAACAUUCUAUCCUCUUAGCUCUAGGAGACCAUGAAAGAAUUGUUAAGUACAUAGCAAAACACGAGCAUGGCCUUCAAUUUCAGUUCGCCGCCAAUGGCGACGUGCGCCGCUACAUAUCAAAGCACGAUCCAAGCAGGAUCCCCCAGCAGCAGCGCCAGAAAUGGGCAAAGCAAGCUGCUGAAGCCCUCGCCUUCGUCCACUCAAAAGGCGUCAUUCAUUGCGAUAUCCACCCAAACAACUUUCUUCUUGACGAGCAUCUUAAUCUCCUGCUUUGCGAUUUCGCUGGAUCAUUGUUUGGCACGCUAGACGGGGGUGCUAUGGAGAGCAUCCGGUUUUUUCUUCCAAGAGAUCCGCUUGCAACACCAGGCGUAAAGUCAGACCUAUUCGCGUUAGGUUCGGCGGUAUAUUAUAUUAUGGCCGGCCACGAGCCGUAUGACUCCUUAUCAGACGAUGAGGUAACAGCCCGCUAUUUAAGAUUCGAAUUCCCAGAUGUGCAUAGCUAUACAUGCGGUCGAGCUAUCGAGGGCUGUUGGAAAGGGGAUUUUACUAAUGCACAAGACGUAGUAAAAGCUAUGGUUGCCACUUUUUAG
Molecule: messenger RNA, 906 nt
Organism: Lindgomyces ingoldianus
Lineage: Eukaryota; Fungi; Ascomycota; Dothideomycetes; Pleosporales; Lindgomycetaceae
Product: kinase-like protein
Exons: 2
Coding region: 52-906 (284 amino acids)
Biological process (GO): protein phosphorylation; intracellular signal transduction
Cellular component (GO): cytoplasm
Molecular function (GO): ATP binding; protein serine/threonine kinase activity
Source: RefSeq, a predicted model, not a curated record